Messenger RNA from Fusarium redolens, 1663 nucleotides. RefSeq lists its product as uncharacterized. The record is from RefSeq and is a predicted model, not a curated record. The transcript has 4 exons. The coding region runs from base 210 to 1457 and encodes 415 amino acids. Lineage: Eukaryota; Fungi; Ascomycota; Sordariomycetes; Hypocreales; Nectriaceae.
CCGCUGGCAUGACACGGCCCAUCCCUCAUGUCUUGUCUCAACAUCUGUACUCCGUAUAUAGUUAUAUAUCCUUCACCACCAACCCUCAUGGCUCUCCUUCUUCUUCUCUAUCAUUUCCCCCCUUAUAUCCCCCAUUAGCCCUCCUUGCCAGUUGGGCUGCCCCAUUCCAUUGAAAACACAGUCCUUUAUAAUACUCAUGCCAGCCUGACAUGAGCCAAGUUAUCGUCAACCACCAAACGCGCGCAGAGAUCACCAAGAUCCAAACAAAGGGCUUGACCCUCUUUGACACUCUAUACAAUUCUCUCGUCCUUCGUCACACCCUUCCUUACCUCCCCGUAUCAGGCCUUUUAAACCUCGCCGCAACCUGUCGCGAUAUACGUUAUCUCCUCCACGAAACACCCGGUGUCUUUCGUCAUAUUGAUCUUACACGGGUCAAGACAGCGCAUUGUGAAGACGCCCAUAAAGAAACAGAGCGCAAUCUUGCAGUUUGGCACAAUGUCACUCUUUCUGAUUACCUGACUGAAGAUGACUUCUAUGCCGGGCCCUUGAGGGGCAUUUUCACUACCCUACGACAACGCGAUAUUCUUCGUGAUGUUCAAUCUCUAAUCCUCGACGGCCUCUCAGUCACAGCUGAGCUGUGCCAUGAUAUCAUCAACGAUCCGUCAUACAGCGUGCGCAUGCUCUCGAUCCGCGGCGUCAAUAACUUGAACCAUGGCAAGCUUCGCGCUGCGCUAGCAUACGCCUGUCGCAGUUCGCGCCCAGAGAACACCCCACGACUCAAAGCAAUCUACGUCUUUGGCCCCAUGCCCUGCGAUGAAAAUGCACAGCAAAACGACUCCGACGCCUGGUGGUCCAAAAAGGGUCGUGUCCUCAACAGCACCAGCGACAUGGACGACUGGGCCCAAUGUCUGCUCGCCUGCCAAAGCCUAAUCUCCUUCGACACAGUGCUCUGCCAAGGUCCUCGCCACGCCAGCUCACCAGCCUUUGGGUCCUGCAGCGUCUCCUCGCCCUGCAACCCAGCCGUAGCAACCUUCUCCGUGGGCGGCUGCGCAGGCUGUGGCAAAGCGCCCGAGGGUGUCAUGACGGCCAAGACGCACUGCUCUUCGCUACCUCUACUAGCUCCGCCGCCGAUCCUCUCGUCAUCCGUGCAGGCUGCCACGACACCGCGCCCGGGACAUGAGGAUUUCGUGCCGAGGUGUGCUGAUUGUUUGAGGGAUAGGUUUUGUGUUGCUUGUAAUAAGUGGUGGUGUGAGACGUGUUAUCACCCUUUUGGGGGUGAUGAUACGAAGAGACAUGUUUCGCGAAGCUGCUGGGAAUGCGGCAUCAAUUGUAACGAUUGUAUUGAACGCACGCAAAAGUUUUGCAAAAAGUGCGGCGGCGGAUACUGUCUCAUUCACAAUGAAGGAUCAUCAAGCGCCUUUUGCGACUGUAUGUCAUUCCACUCUUCACUGUCUUAAAUCUAUCUAACUUGCUUCACAGGGUGUUUCUGUCGAGGUCGUGGUCUCAGACGAGUCUGAUGCACCACGUAUUUGACAUGUGUCAGUCAAGGUGGAAUGCAACCUCACAUCUGAUCAUGGUACAGUAAAUGACUUGGCGCAUUUGACAAGGUCCCUGGGAUAUGAAAUGGAGUCCCUUUGGAAAGUGGACUGAGCGAGGCGUCAUG